Messenger RNA from Varroa destructor (honeybee mite), 11912 nucleotides. RefSeq names its product nucleosome-remodeling factor subunit NURF301 E(bx) (gene E(bx)). Gene Ontology annotation, cellular component: NURF complex. The record is from RefSeq and is a predicted model, not a curated record. Lineage: Eukaryota; Metazoa; Arthropoda; Arachnida; Mesostigmata; Varroidae. Gene Ontology annotation, molecular function: RNA polymerase II cis-regulatory region sequence-specific DNA binding. Gene Ontology annotation, biological process: regulation of transcription by RNA polymerase II.
AUCACUCUCGGAGGUAAAUUCGAAAUACAUUAUUAUACAAAGAGGUAUUCAGCGCGGCAUAAGUUCCGUUUCGACCAAGCCGGGGUGAAAAUCAUCCCCGUACUCUAGAAAAAUGAUGAAUGCAAUUUCUGAAUUGAGCAAACGUGGUAGAAAUAGCAGAAUCUAUGAAAGUAUCCCCGGGUCCAGACUAGUUUUUUGUUUUUUGAAAGUCACCCACUCUAUCGAUUUCGAAACAGAUCGAGUCCGCUCAAAACGCCCCUAAGCAUUAAUAUACGUGAAAGCUUAACCCAAUCGAUACACAGCGUCAAAUGUCUACGCUUAUCGAAAAUCCCUAAGUAUAUCGUAAAUAUACAGGAAUCUAAAGCUUACAUACGCCAUUUAUAUACUUUUUAGGGACACCAGUAUCCAACGUGGGUUUUGAUCUAUUCAACAAUCAAAAUAACUCCAAAUAAUGGGUCGGAUCUCUGGCAAGCUACCAUUUGCUGCCAUAUUGCCACGUACACAUUUCUGUAAUUGUGAACAAGAAUAAGCCUAUUUAUAUCUAGAACAGACGAGAUCCUUGAGACAAAAUCACACGAUAGCACUCAGCAAACAAUUGAAUUUCUGAAAUGUUCCCGCGGUAUAGGGAUUGAAUCUCUAUCACGCUCGCGGACAUAUGUAUGGGGUCGUCUUUUUUUGAAACGCAUUUACUGCCGCAUUGAAACAAUCUCGUUAUAGGGACGGGGCGAUCGCUUCGACUGCUACUAGUCUACGAGCAAUUUGUUUUUUCGAGAUAGCGAUAUUAUGAUUCGUGCAGUUCGCCUGCCGGCGCUGCGCGAAAUGGCCCCUCUCUUCCCGUGGUCCUACACUGGUUUGCCCUCUUCGUUUAGAUUCCUUUCUGCCACAAGCACCACUAGGACCGCCAUCUUCACUGAAUGCAGUUUUGUUCUGAGCAGAGUUCAACAGAACUGAGGCGUUUGUCGGUGGUGCUCAGCUUUGUCAACUGGCCCCCUCAAAAGGUGGUGUCUGGAAGCGGCGGCAAGAAGCCCGAUGGGCUCCACCAUGCGACAGCGGUAAUCUGCUGGAGAGAGCUUUGGUCUCUCGUUAAAAGCACUCAACAAUUAGGUCUGUCAAAUUCGAGGCCACCGUACGGUAAGUAAAAUGCCGCAUUAGUCAGUGCUCUGGAGUGCCAUUGAGAGGAGAGGAGAGGAGGGGGCAGGCGGGCGGGGGAGUGGGUUGAGGAGCGCAGAUGAUUGAACAAGCCCGCUCGAAUUGGGACCUGCCGAAUACACGGUAUAUAUCUGCCGCUUCUGUGGGAGUAAGAAUUUGUGUGUAUGUGUUUGCGUGUUUCUAUGUGUCUGUUUUUCUUAGCAGAUUCUUACAUAAAGAAAGGAUUCACUGAGAUUAACUAUACUUUUGUAUUAAUUUACUAGAACAAUCGCUAGUAAUUUUCCGACCGGUCCGAUGUCAUAUUCCACAAUCUUUCUGCGUGUGUCGUCGUUGUGAGCGGGAAUAGAAAGGUGUACGUCGACAACAACUAUGCCAUAAGGAUGUCUAUAACAAGCCCGCCCGAACCCUAUUGGCGUCUGCAGUGAUAGCUGGCCCUUGGAACCGAAAUUUUCUGUUCUUUUAACUAUAGAAACAACAUUGUCCACAUGGCGUGUACUCACCGCUAGUUUAUAAACAAGUUGAGCAGACGGAUUGAAUAUCCAUCAAUCAAAUAAAUUUUCUCACUUUUGUCAGGUAACACUUGAAAUACAUACAUUUAUAACAACUUACCAUACUAAACUCUAUGUUAUCAUCGAUUAUGGCUUUACGAAUUUGAAUAACUACAGUGUGAUAAUUUCAUGGGCUUCUUCAGAUCAUGCCAAUGAUUGCAUCAAACGUUACGCACCAUGUUACUGCUAUCGAUGGAUUAUAUAUGAGAUCAGCGAGAAAAGACGAUCAAGAUGGCCGGGACCUUAAUGAGACGGAGAACAUUGUCUUAGGUAGUUUUUGCGCCCGCGCAGAGGAAGGUCACUUGCGCGUUCAAUGCUGAUUUGUCAUCAUUGAAACAGAUCUUUUCGUUGCUUUAAGCGCCGAGACUGAGGUAGCUAAGCCACGAUCAUUUUGAAGAUCCGAUCCAUCGUCCUGUGUUAGUACAGUCUUUGGGCGAUGUACAAUAAUUAUUCUUUGGCUGAACUGUUUCUAUGGCAAGGCUUUAUGGUAUUUAAAUUCGACAUUAAGCUGUAAUUUAUGUUGCCUGCCCUGCGUACAAUAUUGCGCGCGAAAGGAAAGGGGGAAUUGUUAAAGAAGCUUCCGAGAGGAGAGAGAAUCAUUUUUAAUACAUUUGUUUACGGACUUAUAAUGUGUGCUAUAUACUACAGCUUAUUAAAUUUGAUCAUCGUAGUGAAGCUCGUGUUUUCUAUCUAGAUACUUCAUUUACGAACUCAUGUCAACCUUCUACAACACGAUAACUUAAACAAAUCGUGUUACAUAUCGGGGUUUUUCUGAAUACGACUCCAUUGGGGUUAUUGACAGCCAACAAACAAAAGGUGUUUCUAAUAGAGACUUUUUAAUAGUAUGGGAUUGAAUGCAUAUUUAUUGCUAGAUAACAACUUUAUCUUAUACAAUUUUAAGCGGGCUGUCUUACAUAGUUACUUACUAUGUUUCACUGUAUGCAACGCAGCGACUUAUACGUUGACGGCGGAGCUGAUCUCGAACUGUAGAGGUGGGAACAAGUUAUUAUGACCGGUUGCGUUUUCGUGUCAGCUGUUGUCUUUAUGACUAAAAAUGUCCCGUGGCAAACAAGCUGUAAUCCAUUGUAUAUAGGGCUCAACGUAUAAAGUAUCUGUAGAAAUACACAGGCAGUCCUUUUUACCAUACUUCGUUGACCCGAAUAGGUUUCGUCUAGGAGUGUCAUUAAAAUAUCGUACAGAUAAAGACGAAAAAUCACUGCGUUUAUCGACGCUUGAAUGCUUGCUGUUCAUUCAACAAUACAUAUCGUUGUUUAUGAACAAAGUACUACGAGCAGAAAGACGAAUGACUGAAAAAACCAUAAACCUACUGAAUAUUGUGUUACAGGAUCAUCUGAUUACGUACCUUGUGCUGUAUUCCACUAGAAAAUUCAACUAAUAGGUAAAAUCACGACAACAAGACAAAUGCAAUGAUUUUCAGUUUGUAAAUUUUCAUAUUGACUCUAGGCUGAUUGCCGAAAACCCGCAUACUUAUGUCGGGUAGAGGGCGCCAGCGAGUUCGGGGGCGACCGCCAAAGACGCCUUCUGGCGGCCGCGGUAGCGGAAACGCCAAGAAGCCGCGCUAUCUCUAUGCUGGGGGCCAUGCUAACACUGUGCAGUACCGACAGCGCCUUCGGGAAGGUCUCCGACAAGAGCAGUUUAUCGGGGACAGUGCCAGCGAGUCAGAAAAUAACGCUGCUGUCACGUCUGACAAUGAGCUUGACGAUUUGGGUAUAAUCGAGGCUCGGGUCGGGUCGGAAAACGGUGAUGGGCGCGCAGGUGACGAGGAUUCGUGGAACUCGAGUGAGCACGAGGAACACGACUCGGAUGAGGAUUAUGUUGAAGGUAUUGAGAAAAGCGAACGGACGACUGGCGGCACUGAAGAACGCCGUAGAUUGCCUCGUAGACCCACAACCCCAGUUUUUCUUCAGGACCGUGAAAAGCCAACUCUUCAACUACCUCCAUCAUCGGAUGAUCUGCUUAUGCCUCGCGAACAUCUAAUGCGGGCUCUGGACGUUUAUGAGACGAUGCGGCAUUUCAGCAAUGUUCUCCGCAUGACCCCGUUUACUUUUGAAGAAUUCUGCGCUGCGCUUAUGUCACCAGAUCAUUCGGCAUUGUUAAGCGAAUGUCACAUGUGCCUCCUCAAAGCUAUCCUCCGCGAAGCGGACGCCGUUAAUACUCAUUUUGGUCCUCAGGAUAUCAAGGAUUCAAUUAAUAUUCACCUCUAUGUACUCGAUCACGUGACGUGGCCGUCUACAUUGCAAAUGUAUCUUUUAGCCGAUGCUGAACAUCGGCCAGCUUUGCUUUCAUUUUUGGGCCUUUCUCCGGAUCACGAGGCUGUACCAUCGUCCCAUGAACCUUGCUAUCAAUCCGAAUAUCCGUUGAACGCGGGCGUUUCAAGACGUUUAUCUGUGCUGCAGUUCCUAGCCGGCCAGUUUCUAGAUAUCACGCCCGUGCGGGAUGAUACCACUCGAGAAGGUGCACCGCAGCAUGACGAUCACUGCCGUGUAUGUCAUAAACUGGGUGAUCUCUUGUGCUGUGAACAAUGCCCAGCUGUUUAUCAUUUGACGUGUCUUGAUCCUCCGCUCGAGACUGUGCCAUCAGAGGACUGGGUGUGCCCUGUUUGUCGGGGAAACGCCGUCAAGGGUGUGGCUGAUUGUGUUAGCGAGAUUGAACGAGCCGGACUUUUGGCUCGACAGGACGUCCUCGGUUACGACCGCGAAGGGCGAAAAUACUGGUUUCUCGUCCGUCGAAUUAUUGCUGAGGGUGACACAGACGGAGAAGAGCAUAGCGAAGUAUUCUACUACUCGUCAGUGGCGCAACUCGAGGAGUUGAUGAGUUGUCUUGAUGGUGAUGAUCUCGAGGCCGAUCUUGUGCGGGUUCUUAAUGAGCAACGACUCGACGUAGAGCGACAGAUGAACCUGACAAUGGAAUUAACUACGGCAGCAAACAAAACAGGUCGCAAAAGUUGGCUUGAAGACAAUCGUAUUGAAGUAGAGGCCCGUCUGAAGCUCAAACAGGAACAAAUGCUAGAUCAGGUGGCCGGAUCCCUGACAGCGACAGUCAAAUCGGAAUCCGCCGAAGUACAGACUCGAAGUAAAACAGCCGCUCUUAACCAAACGUCUUUCCGACUCGGGAGUGAAGCGAACUUUCGGAACUAUAGCAACUCCUUCAGCAGCAAUACUCUAGCGCUCAAUCGGCAUCAACAUGCCGAGGAGCGCGACAAGAAGAGGCACCUUUCUCAUAAAUUUUCGUUGACGCCGGCCUCUGAGUUCAAAUGGAUUUCAACGUCAUCAGGAAGCCAAUCAAAUUCUGUGACAGAUCUCCCCUCAGUCUUGAAUCUGCUUCGUCAAACAAUGCUUCACCUUGAGUCGCAACUGGGCGGGUGUCUUUUGCAUCCGCAAUGGACGGCGCACUUCCGCUCGCAGUGGGUACAAGCGCUAAACAAGUGUAACAAGACCAAAGACAUGGUGACUGCUCUUCAGGUUUUGGAGAGCGUGAUGAAGCCAUGUGUGUUCGUGCCCGCGUGGUCCGAAUCGCUAGGGCACACGUUUUUGAGGCGAUCAACGCAGAACGAACGCGAAGAAAAAAAGAAACAGGAUAAAAAAGAGCGACGUGGUAUAGCUGGCUUUAUGGCGUUGUAUUCAGGCGUCACGGAAGAUGGGGAAGACGUCAGCGACCGAUCACUUUGGUGCAAAUAUACGUUAGGGUUGCGACAUCAAGUGUGGAAGCAAAAAGGCGAGGAGUUCCGUAUAACAGGCACUGGCGGUUGGUGCUGGAAUGCGCGGACACGAGUAAGCCGACCGAAACCGAUGUCUGAGUGCGGUCUGCGAGCGGGUCCCACCCGACUGAGUAUAUUUUUAUCGGGUCAAACUGUUCCUCGAAUUGUUGACGUGUCCAAGUUGGAGGUAUCCGUAACGCAGAAGGAUAACACCGCGGAACUUAAGCGGCCUGCUCUGAUUCGUGCACUCUGCGACCAACACAAAGUCACCAUCGAGGAUGUGCUGGAUGUAAGCAGUGCCUUGAUGGAUCAAACCCGAUCAUUGUACCCCAAGGUUGCAGCAACUGCAAAACUGGAUAAACUACUUGAGAGGAGAGUUCGUUUAAGCAAACUUCAGGGUGGUGGAAACACAGGCGUCAUUUCAGAAGAAGCCCCGCUUAUACUACCGCCAGGAUUGUCAUGCUACGCAUGUACAGAAAGCACGCGAUCGUCUUGCUAUUCACCGUUGUGUCGCAUGUUUACUGCUCAGGUGCAUGCAUCGCGUCGUUUAACCGACACUCGGGAAAAGGUCGAUCUCACCAAGCUUCGCCAAUACUCUGGUGGCGGCACCGUUGUCAGCGGCGGUGCUGCCGAUACCGCCAAUCUCCCAGUCGCGAAGGUUCAGCAGCUUCCGAGAAAGCCAAGAAAAAAGGAGCUUCCCCCAAUACACAAGUUUGUGACUGGCAAUGGCGGACGAAAGUCGCUGCUUGUGCUUGACAAAUGGGACUACCGGAAGCUCGCAAGGCGUUCCGGCCUGGGCGAGGCACAGGGCUUUAGUUAUAGUGCAAAGUCCAACAGUCAGGUUUGGAAUUAUGGCUCAGCGCCGAGACCCGUCCUUCGAACUCUGUGGCGUUGGCGAAAUACUCAGUUUUUAUGGACAAGUAGCGCGUGCGUGGCCUUACAACUGCGGGUGCUGUGGCACUGUCUACGCUGGGAUGAUUUAGUCACGAAACCCCCGCCAAGUGGCUCGAACACCGUAACCACAGAUACGCAAGUCGAGACAAGUGAGCUUGUCAGACGUCGAGACUUGCCUCCCUAUGGCCUCCGAUCUGAGUACCUUGUCAGGAAGAUCAUCGUUCCCAUCGAUCUCCCGUCGAAACCCCGUGAGAAAACCGCCCCGCAACGUAGUGGCCUGAGGGAGAGGCGUCGGCCAGAAUCACCACAGAGCCGGGGACCGCAGAUGACGGAAGUUUGGACUUCUGAAGAGUUGCUUGAAGUCUGGGAACUGAAGAUAUUCCAGGAGAAACUCGAAAAGCAAAUCAAGGAGCGCCAACAGGAGAAAGCUUUGGCACCAUCGUUAUCGGACAAAGCCCACUCAGCGACCCGAAUAACAAGCUCUGCAAGUUCGACGUUAUCGGGAUCUACAAAUAUUGUUGGCGUCAAAGUCGUUGGCGCUGGGAAGAGCCCAGCUGAGAUCCGAGCUCAAAUGGAAGCUAAUCUUCGAGCACAGCGGCUGGCACUGCAAGGCAAGAAGGUGGUCACGGUUGCAUCGUCUGGGGGCACAGUCCUACAGACGACGGUCGGCGACGUUGGGGUCCGACGUAUCGCUCCUGCAGUAUCUUCGGCAACGGGCGGAUCGGUGACCCAGUCAAUAGGCACCACCACUAAACAGAUCGUGAUCCGUCCGGCUGGCGCAACAAUUGUAUCAAGUAAAGGUGCUGCCGGAGCAACUUCGAUACGAUCAGGAUCGCCCGCCGUUAUACGUGCCGGGGUCAGGCCGACGCUGACUCAGGCCGGACAACAGGCAAGACCAACAGUAAGGCCUGCUGGCAGUUCUCAGGUGAAAUCACAGGUGCAUAUAAUCCAAGGUCCGAAUGGGCAGCUUACCGUACGUGGUCUUCAGCCUGGACAGCAAUUGCUCAAACUCCCUGAUGGUCGGCUACAAAUAGUCAAUAUUCAGCAGAAGCCCGCCUCACCACAGGCAUCAUCUGUCGGACAGACCUCGUCCGUACAAAAGAUUGUCAUCCAACCAUCAUCAGCGAGCCAAACCGGGACAAGCGGUAUUGCCGCUUCUGCUGCUGCUGCUGCUGCUGGGCAAAAACUCAUUCAGAUCCGGUCAUCCGGGGUUGCCACUCCUCAAAACGUGUCAAACACUGUGAAGGCCGUUAAACUCAUUCAGUCCAGCGGUGGGACGCAGGUUGUACAGACGGGCGUCGGCGGUCAACUCAUCAAAGGUCACCUGGUACAGCAGGUGGGCACCCUGGUACAGCCUCUAACAACCCCGGUCGUCCUUAGCACGAACAGUCUCGCUCUAUCGGGUUCCACCACGGCCGCCGCCACAACUCUGCUACAGCCCGUGGCAACAGGUUCGCCGAAAGUUGUCAUCAGCGCGUCACAGCUAGGCUCAACAGGUCCCCAGCUGAUCCUCACUAAUCCGACGACCGCGACGACGAUGACAGCUACCCAAACCGGACGUCAGGAAGUGGUCAAGCAAGAGCCACCUUCGUCACCGCAGAUGACCUCUGUGGCUGGAGCUGCAGCACCCACAACGGGCAACACUGGAACCCCUCACAAAAUUAUCCUGACGUCACAACAAUUCGCGCCUAAGGUAGCAUUAAGUGUUGCCUCAGGGGGCUCAACCCCGGCACGGAUGACUGGUACAGGCAUUGUUAAGAGUCCACCAUCUCCCCCGGCUGCUAGUUCAGCGACGUUCGUUCUUACCCCCGCAAUGACACAGCAAAUUGUCAAGCAGGCUCUGAUGAACCCAUCGACGACGCCGGAAGUUCAACAAAAGCUGUUGGCAUUGCAGCGCCACCACGCGACAGUAACAACUCCAACUUCCGGGCAGAAUUCGACCCAACAAGCGUCGACAGGCCAACACCAGACUGUUGCACCAAAACAGGUGAAAAGUGAGCCUGGUACAGGAAGCCAAAAUUCACAAUCAACAAUCGGAACUUCAAAUGCAAUUAGUGGAAUCCUUGCAACUACACCCAAAAAGGAACCCCUAGCGAACGAUGAAAAUAUCCAUUGCGAACCAACUGGGACGGCCGAUCAACACCAGCCUGCGUCCUUACAGGUGCUAAGGAACACCAUUACUCAGGUUGAACGGGAUGAGCGGAAUAAUCAAAGGCGACAGCGGGCACGCGAUUCCGAGAUGGAAAAACGCUUGCGAGCCCAACAAGCGCUGCUCGCAAAACAGACAGAGGCACUUCGCCGCGAGAUAAUGCGUAAACGGGCAUUGAUGGAACGAGAGUUAGCCCUUAAGAUUGAAGAGGACCUCCAAAUAGAUCGUCAGCUCCAGGAAAACAGGAAACGUCAAAAUCAGGCACUAUCAGCCCCCCCUUCAAACGUAGUUGUUUCGGCAAGCGUGACUCCAAGCGCUGUAACAAAACCGAAAAAUACAGUAUCGAAUCAGGUUAACGUGAACAACCAAAACGGCGCCAGCGGUGGGCCGAUGGGUGGAACCAAGGGUGGGUCUCGGUCGCCACCGAAAAGCUCGCAAUCGGCAGCCCAGAAAAGUCAACCGUCAACGAAUAGCAAUAGUAAUCGAAAACGAACAGCGUCAAAUUCUGUUGUGAACACGGCUGGAGGCCAAGCCAGCGAGGGUGCUAGUUCCCCGAAGAAAAAGGCUCGUUCGUCAAGUUUUACCUCAGGUGGAACGGGCGCAGCGAGCGGCACGCAUGGAGGCCCCGGGGGCUCCGCUUCAGCAUCUAAGGUAUACUGUAUCUGCAAGAAACCCUAUGAUCCGUCAAAGUUUAUGAUAGGCUGCGACCUUUGCUCGAACUGGUUUCAUACUACGUGCAUCGGCGUCACGGAAGCGCAAGCGAGGGCAAUGGACAGUUGGGUGUGCUCUGAUUGUCAACAACAGCAGGACGAUGCCGAUGUCGAGCUUUAUUGCCUCUGUCAGACGCCCUACGACGAAUCGCAGUUCUACAUUUGUUGCGACAAUUGUCAAGGGUGGUUCCAUGGGGGCUGUGUCGGUGUUCUGGCAAGCGAGGCUAGCAAAAUUGACGUUUAUAUCUGUCCGCAGUGUAAGGCAAGCAGCGGUGAAGAGGUAUCGGUGGCGGUUCUCAAUCGAUCUCUGGGCAAGACGGACCAAGAAAACCUUCGAAAAUUGCUGUUUGCUGUGAGAGCCCACAAACAGGCCUGGCCGUUUAAGGAGCCGGUCAAUCGAAGGCAGGCACCAGACUAUUAUCAGGUGAUAAAGGAACCAAUGGAUCUUCGAACGAUGGAACAGAAGCUAAAUGUGGGGAAGUACAGCACGUUGGCUCCAUUUGUUGCCGAUAUGACGAAGAUAUUCGACAACUGCCGCUACUACAACCAGAAGAACAGCGCCUUUUACGUGUGCGCAGAUUUGCUUGAAGCCUUUUUCGGUCAGAAGAUCAAGCUGUUUAAAGAAGCUCUGCAACGGCGAAUGUAAUUAAUACAAGUUAACAUGUAUAAACAGAACCAGAAAAAAUGGAGGAACUCACUUUUACAAAUAUGAGGUCGACGUAGGUGAGCUUUGCAGAGGCAAGAACAAAUUGGUCUCCUUAUUUUUUUUUCCCUCGAUAUCUUACAAAGCAUUAGAACGAGCGAAUGUUGCCGAAUUGUUUAGUCGCUAAAAUUGAAAGAAAAUACACCGGGCUGUCGAUCUCUGCAUUGGUGAUUCUUCAGUACGCUAGUUCCAACAGUGAACCGCACCUUCAUCAUUCCAAGACAGGCGCUUAUAAUGCGAAUAGUACUCGUUGUACGAUUGUAUAUAAAGUGACAGUGAUGGUGCUGAAGAUACCCCGGGCUGUUGUUGGAAAGCCAUAUUUAUUGUUUUCGUCGAUCCUGAGCCCGUAUGUGAAUAUGUUGCCACUCAUACCCAUUCACCAAUAAAUUAGUGGAAUACGCAUGAAACGAUUAGGUCUCAAUGCAGAAAUAAUUUGGGGCUUUAGUUCUCAUGCUCUUGCAUUGAGGUUUCAUGAUGACCUGAUCGCAAUAUUUGGCCUCUUAAAACUGGUACACGAACACCUGGCCUUAGAUCGUGAUUCUAGAAGUUGACUGUGUAUCACCACGCCAACGAAUCGUGCGGAUCAACGAAAAUCAUUAUUAACAGGAUACAUCUGUUUUUGUGAGUUACUCCAAUUUAGUCAAAAGCAUUAACAGAGCUCUGUAGGUUUUCAGAAAAGCGACCUAUGUGACCCGCACUAUGUUACUGCCUUGGAAAUGCCAAAGAAGUAGGCCACUAGGAAUUGGACUGGUUUUUGCUGUGGUCUUUUACUUUUCAAUCGUGUCAAAAUUUACCUACCUAUUUGCACAGUUUUGUAAAAUCGAUUACGAUCGUAGGCAAUGCAAUAACGGAAGAUUGGCGGAUGUUUUUAUACAAUAUAUGAUAAAUACGGUUAGGGGAAUCACUCUCAGCGAGGUCGCUAUGCCGAAGAACCAUCUGGGAAGUCACAAUCUUUCGACUGACUCGUGCUCAAGAACACCAUCAUACCAGAAAAGAGUCAUGAAGAUAUGUAGAAACUGUGCGUUCUCAUUCGAACUAUUCAAUUAUCACUAUGAACAUCUGUGCCCACAUCUCUGAUGGCAAUAACUAGUGCGUACAGCUGGAAGUCUUGUACCAAUAGCUGCCGUGAGCGUAAAUCUUCUUGGCCGAAUUACGGACCAACGUAUCGAUUUGUUCGUAGAAGAUUUUCUUCACAUGCAUCGCAUUUGCCCAGGAAAGACACGUGCGUCCUAGGAAGAAAUACAAUAAGUGUGUUUGUCGAUGUAUGUGGAACGAUUCUUAUUAUUAGAAAAUAAACACACAUUACAACUGGGUUGUUAUUAUCGAUUACCUGUAAGUUAUCACUAUUAAAAAAUUGAGCCACUAGAAUAAACCGAAUAUACUUAGAAGAUGCAACUGUUAUUACCAUCCUCGCUGUUGUGAAUACGUUAUCUCAUUGUGCGAUUGUAAGAAUGGGACUAUUACUAUUAUGUCGCUGAGAGCUGGCGAGCCUUAUUACUUAGAUUUGAAUUAGUUGCUAAGUCUUGACAAUUUUACGGCUUCACACUAGUUGAAACAAGGAAGAUUACGAAGAUAUGGAGAAUCGUGGGCGGAACGAUAUCUGUUGAGAUGCGGUGAGUAAAUCCAGCAGAAAAUGAAUCAAUUUCUUAUGGAAAAUAAGGAUGAUAUUCGUACCACAUAAGACAACAAAACCCAGACACAACCCUUUCAUUCGUCUGUAUAUUAUGUACAUUACUAUUGUAACCGAAUAACUAUGAGACCUAAAAGCCUGUAGAUGAACAUUUGUGUAUGUACGCAUGUAUGUAUUGAUUAUAGGGAAAUAAAAGUCGAAUCUUAGGGCGACAAAUUGCAACGAUGUUAGUUCCAGCGACGAAAUGACACGUUUGUAUGCAACACGUCUUUUGACAUAUAUAAAUAAAAUGUAAGUCACAGGAGUCCGUGUGCGCAAAAACACAAAGUAAAGUGGAAAAGAGGCGAGAUGUGUUAUUGAUUUAAGUAAAUACGCGUAAUCAACUGGAAGGUGCGUGAAAUAAAAAGAACA